This is a messenger RNA of Solenopsis invicta (red fire ant), 5930 nucleotides long. RefSeq lists its product as uncharacterized. Gene Ontology annotation, cellular component: nucleus. The record is from RefSeq and is a predicted model, not a curated record. Lineage: Eukaryota; Metazoa; Arthropoda; Insecta; Hymenoptera; Formicidae. Gene Ontology annotation, molecular function: zinc ion binding.
CCAGCCUGUUCCACGUUCUUCCGCCAUUACGAAGUGGCGUACAUACUCGCUAUUCUCCGGUGAGAGAGCAGGGCGACGUUACUCUCGACGCUUACCGACGCUCGGCGUCGUUGAGCGAGUGAGCGAGUGAGCGAGCGAGCCAAGCGAGCGGACGAGUGAGCAACUGACGAGUGAGUCGAAGUAACGGCCGCGUGAGUUGUCCGCGGAUUUCGUACGGUCUCGGUGGUCGGGCGGCAGAGUCGCUCCGCGAGAUAAUUAAUCGCGCGCAUUUGCCGAGCGCGGCUGAGAGAGAGAGCGAGCGGGACGGGCAUCGCGGGCGCGAGGAACGAGCGAUCGGAACACGCUACCGAGCAGGAAGAAUUAGGCAGAGGAGAAGGAGGUGGCGGCAGCGGCGACGGAGGAGGCGAAGAAGAAGAGGAAAAGAGACGCCGGCAGACAUGGAGAAUAGGCCGGCUCCGCUGCGCUCGCGGCGCGUCUGCCGAUUCUGCUUGUCGGACUCGGAGCCGCUGAGCUUCAUCUACGAGCGCGACCACAACAAGCCGUUCCAGGUGCCGCUCGCGCUGCAGAUCAUGUCCUGCGUCGCCAUCGAGGUGUACGCCGCAGAUGGGAUGCCGCAGAUGAUUUGCAACAUGUGUCGCUGGAAUCUGGACCGCUCGUACAAAUUCAAGCUGCAAUGCAAGAAGGCCGACGAGGCGUUGAGGGACUAUCCCUUGUCUGGAGUAUUGCCGAGACCCUUCCCUCCCAUCCCCAGUGACCCGCCGACGGAGGUCGGUAUCAAGAGAUCCUCUGAAUCUAGAUUGCACAAUGAGGUCUCUAAGAAGCAACGCAUCUCUGAUAACGAGAGCAGAGAUCUUAGAGAGAGACGUGAGACCAGAGAAAGGGAAAGGGAGAGGGAGAGAGAAAGAGAAAGAGAGAGACAAAAUGAAAAACAAAGGGAGACUGAAAAACAAAGGGAGACGAGCAAUGAGGAGCUUUACGAAGAGGAGCAGGACGGUGGCAGCGAGAAUGAGCAGGAAGUGAGUAAUGCCAAGGAGGAGAGGAAAUUAGAGCCAGGAGAGAUCAGAGUGUUCGCAUGCGAUUUAUGUGAUCGCACCUUCCCUCUGCGACAAGCUCUACUGCUGCACGUUCAACGCGGUCAUCGCGAUCGUAAUUUCAAGUGCACCGAAUGCGAUCGACACUUUUUCACCAAGUAUGACCUAAGUAAGCAUAUGAGCACGCAUUCGGAGGAAAAGCCGUUUUCUUGCUCCAUCUGCCAGAAACAGUUCUCGCGGUUGAAUCUGUUGCAACGUCACGAGAAGGUGCACAGAGAUGAAACGCGAUACGCCUGUACGCAUUGCGACCGCGAGUUCUUCACCACGGAGGAACUCGAGAAGCACGAGGAUUCGGCGCACAAGAAAGAAAAGCCAUUCCAGUGCAACAUCUGCAACAAGCGCUUCCAAUACAAGCAGGGCCUGGAACGUCACGAGAUGCUUCAUAAUGAGGACAAGACAUUCGUGUGCGAUUACUGUAAAGAGGCCUUCCACACCAGCACAAAAUUAGCCCGGCAUUUGUCUACCCAUGCUGGUCAUCGACCGUACAUGUGCAAAUUAUGUCCGCGCACGUUCUUGCUGUCGCAUCAUUUGACCAGACACAUGCGUACACAUUCGGUAGAGAAGCGCCACGUGUGCGAGGAUUGCGGCAAGGCGUUUAAACGCAAGGAGAGCCUAGAGGUGCAUCAAUUAACGCACACGAAGCGCACGGGCAUGGGUCUCACCUGCGAUGUCUGUCAAGAAUCUUGUCGUAAUCGCGCCGACUAUGUCACUCACAUUAAGCAACAUAUCGAAGCGGGUGAGAAAAUGGGUCCGGACGGCUUGCAGCCUGAUACCAAGAAAAAUGUUGAAUUAGAUUCCGAUGAGGAGGAAGAGGAAGAACAAUACACUGAUGGGGACGACGAUUACGAGCCACCGGCGUACAUUGUGAAAAAGUUACCGAAACCGCCGAAGCAAGCGAAGCCUUCCGAGAGUGAGGAGGAGGAAGAAGAGGAGACGGAAGACAAGGAAGAGAAAUCCGAGAGACAAGAAAAGGAAGAACGCAAGGUGGUGUAUGUGCGCAGCAAAGACGGCAACAUGGUAAAGAAGACUAUUAAAACGCUGAUGCCUAUCCAGCGUCGCGAGGUUCAAGAACCGAAAGUCGCGAAGACGCAAGCCACUCCAACUAGCUCCUCUUCUCAGAACAGCUCGAAAGGUGCCACGACGUCGCAGAACAAGGAGGAGAGUCCCAAGAGUAGGGACUCUCGCUUGGAUGAGACCGAGGCGCAAGUGCAAAAAAUUGUCGCCUCGGUGUUCAAGGAGCACAAGAUUCCGCUGAAGCACCAACAGAACGCCAGUCAAGAACAGUCUAAAGAAUCGCCAGCACCUGUGACGAGAUCCCAGAGCGCUUCCCAGGAGAGUUCCAAGGACAAUGAUAAGACGGAGAUGCCGGCAUCCACUCCGAAGACUGUCAACACCGUCAAAGUGAUCAAAAGAAUUGUGUUGAGGAAGCCGGGAGGAAGCAGUAGCGAAGGCACACCAACAAUCAGUACAGUUGCUCUCAAGGAUGGGGAUGUUUCCCUGAGCGGUACUCCCGGCUCGCACAAGGUGAAACGAGUGAUCGUUCGUAGAAUUAUCCGUCAAGGUGACACUACUCGUGAGGUUAUCAUGAAUCCGGAUGGCACUGCGAUAGAUCCCGCGGAGCUGGCAAAACUGCCGACCGGUAACGUAGUGAAGCGUGUAGUGGUGAAGCGACCGCUUGAUAAGAGUCAAAAUUUAGUACAAGCGGUAUUGCAGUCCGCGGAACAACGUCAAAAAGGAGGGGAUGUUUUAAACGAGAAAUUCGAACUGAAGACUACGGCAUCAUCUAGUAGCGGCACGCCGAAGAGUGCGGUAGCUUCGCAAAAGACGCAAGUGGUCACCCAGAGCCAAGAUCAGGAAACCAAGGAGAAGUUGGAGCGAUUGGAGAAGCGAGUGGAACAGCAACGGUUGAAGAUCGAGGAGUUGCAAGCGAGGAAAGCCCAGCAGGACUACGAGGCGGUUGACGAGAUGUUGCCGGAGCGACACGACGAGUCUGAAGAUGAACAGCAGCUACCGCUCAAGAGAGUGUUUGUGAAGCGGAAACAGAGUAUAUAUGACGAGGAACGAGAGUACAAUGACGACACAGAAACGGAGUUGACAAAAAACAACCCAAUCCAAGAAGAAAAAGACGAAACGGAUCAAGUUACUGAGAAGGAAGAUGUGACUCCAGUCGUGGAGGAGACAUUGGAAAAUGUUCAGAAAGAAGUCCAGAGCAUGACGGUAAAAUCGACAGUAAGCGGCAACAGUAGCACUACAACAAGUAGCACUACUGUGAAGAAGACUCCGACAGUCGCCAGUAACAAGGUGUAUACAAACAAGCGUUACAUGAUCGUGAAACCUGGCGAUACAUCAGAAGUGGAGGAGAUGAGCCGCGAAUUGUGCAGUAUUUUCGAGACUACUGACAACGUGGUUAAGAUGCAGGAGACUGUUCUGAGUAAUCUUUCGCAAAUUUCCGGUAUCGCGGCGUCAACAUCAGACGUAAACGCGAAACAAAAGAUCGACGAUGUCUCGGCGAUGGAGGUCGACGAGAGGGUGGAUCAGGAUGGCGUAAUAAACCCGGAAAAUAUCAAAGAGGAAACAGCGAUGGAAGUUGAGGUCGCGCAAGAGACAGUGAUUAAGCUGGAACUGGAGGAGCCUUCGCAGGUGAUCGCCGUGCAAGUGCAAGAGAGUCAGCCUGAUGAGCCCCAUACUGCUCUUGAUAAUCAAGAUCUCUCUGAGACUGCUUCGAUCUUUGAGGCGUCAGAUGAUAUGCUGGAGGUCCGGAAAUCGGCGACUGACAAUCUGAACGAUUCCGUUAUUGAGUUGCCGCAGGACAAUACUACUAUUAAUCUGAAUGAUACUAACGAUAGUCAGGACAGCCUGGAGGAUAAACUCUCGCAGAUGGAGGGUUGAAAGGAGGUUUGUCUUUUUUUUUGCCCAGUCGAGGUGCUGCACCAAGUAAAAAUCAUGAUCUCGAAUUCGCUGUAAGAUUUCUGAGGUCUCUUGCACGAUUGGUAAUUAAUUUUGAUACUGGAUGGUAUUAAAAUUAAUCGUUCAAUUUAAUUAACGACAAUAUUAAUAUUUCGACCUUGAACCGUAUUAUUGAUAUACAAUCGAGGUCGACUAAGAAAAAAACAAUUGUAAUUAUGAAGCAAUAAAAAAAUUGCAUCAUUAAAAUUAAUUUGCAUGUAAAAUGUGUUUGAGUUAUUUAAUAUUAAAAGUAAAUCUCGAAAAUGUUUUAGUAUUUUUUAGUACUUUUUUUUAACUACAAAAGGCAUAUACACAAUCAGAAAAAAUAGCCUUUUAUUUGUAAUAUAUCUCCGAUCGUUUAAAAAAAAGCCAUAUAUAUAUGCGAUUACAUUCCGCACAUGGCAAAUGGUUUUUAGUGCGCAUCGUAAUUGAAAGGAUAAAAGAAUUAAGUUCAAUUCAACAUAUAUCUUGAGUUUUGACUUAAAAAUUAAAUACUUAUUAUAUAAUAAUUAAAACACAAAUUAAGUUUUUUGAAUACACGCACACACGCGUGCGCGCGCGCGCAUAUACACACACAUUAAAGUCACAUUAUUAUUUUAAUGAUUACAGAGUAUAAUAUAUAUUAAUAUUAUAUUGUAUUAUUAAUCAUUUUUAUUAUUACUAUAUAGGGUUUCCCAUAAUUAGCAAAGAUCCUUUUACGAGCGUAUUCUUUGAAAUAUUCUAAUUCGAAAAUCCCAAUAUGAAAAUAUUGAAACUAUAAUACUUUUCCAAUUAUAAAUUAUUAAAGUUGUUAUGUGCCUGAGCGCACAAAUGUUAGGCGCUACAAUUGGACAACUUUAAUUAUUUAUAAUUAAAAAAAUAUAGGCUCGACAUUUUUGUAUUAGGGUUUUCGACAUAGAACAUUCCGAAGAAUCCACUCAUAAAAGGACCUCUGCUAAUUCUGGGACACCCUGUAUAUUAUAAGUAUUAUAGAUAUAUACACAUUAUAAAUAUAUUUUAUAAUAUAUUAAAAUAUUGCUUACUUCACGACAAGGGCUCUAAAAAUCUUUUUUAUAUUUAGAGUUGAACUCUAUAAUCUUGCAAUUUAAAUUUAGUUUGUUAUUUUGAGUUUCUAUUUUUAUUUACUUUAAGAAAGCUUCUUGAUUAAAAUUAUUAAUUUAUUUUGUUAAACACUAAGAGAAUCUUAUCCUAAUGCAGUUCGACUUCAAUACUAUUGAUAUUCAGAAUAGUAAUUCCCAAUCGCGCAAGAAUCUCGAGAGUCUCGGCGAGUUAAAUUGGCGGUAACAAGCAUAUACUUUGAUAACAGAUAUUAAAAACGAUCGUACGAGAACACUUUUACGAAAGAAUAUCGUUGCAUUUUUUUUUAAAUUAAAACAUACUCGCAAUUUUUUUAAUAAUUAAGUUCGGUAUUAUUGACGUUUGGAACGCGAAUUAUGCCCGUCUCAUCAAGAUCGCGUUUAAAUUUCUCAUGCUCAUCUUUCAUUUUUCUUUCUGUCCAAAAAUAAUGGAUUUGACGAAGAUAAAAAUGAUCGAGUCAUUUAUAGUGCGAAUAUGAAUAAUGUUAAUUAUUUUAAUUAUAUAAGGGAUCUGACCGUCUCGACAGAAUCUAAAACGCAGAAAAUCAAGAUUAAAAAAAAAAUUACUACGUAGAAUAAUUUAUAUUUUAAAGAUAUAAUAGACAAUAUUUAAACUACAAAUUUGUAAACUUUUUAAGAGGUUGAAUAAAAUGUAAGCUCUAAAAAUUCGGAUGAGUGUAACAUUUUCGGGGGCAAGAGUGAUCCGAAAUUAAAAGGUAAAAUUCUCGUAAACAAAUUUAGCAGCUAUUGUGAAGCGUAGGAUUUUGUUUAAAAUUGUAGAAAGUUUAUUAAAAAAAAAAAAAAAAAAAAAAUAGCC